AUGGCCCGCUCACGACAGCCGGCUCGGUUUUCGAGCGAAGCUCCCUCCGAAUCCUCCUCCGCCACCUCCCCCGAUCGCACCGUCGACGACGAUACCGACUUCUUCACAGCCCAGGCCAACGACUCACAGUCCUCCAUCGGCGUCGCAAAUUCCCGCGACAUUCACCUUCACGAUGACGUCGACAUGAUGGUCCCGCCGAUCGCCCGCCUCCCCCCCGAGAUCCUGAUCGCCAUCUUCGCCAAGCUCAGCGCGACGGCCGAUAUGCUGAGCUGUAUGCUGGUCUGUCGCGGCUGGGCCGCCAACUGCGUCGGCAUCCUCUGGCACCGACCGUCCUGCAACAGCUGGAAGAACAUGGCGAGCAUCACGGCCUCGGUGGGCAAGAUGAACGGCUCCUUCUCCUACGCGGAGCUGAUCCGACGGUUGAACCUCUCGGCCCUGACCGACGAUGUCAGCGACGGCACCGUCGUCCCUUUUGCCCAGUGCAACCGCAUCGAGCGUCUGACCUUGACCAACUGCUCCAAGCUCACGGACAAGGGCGUCUCGGAGCUGGUUGAGGGCAAUCGACACCUGCAGGCUCUCGACGUCUCCGAUCUCCGGUCCCUCACGGAUCACACCCUUUUCACGGUGGCAAAGAACUGCCCGCGGCUCCAGGGGUUGAACAUCACCGGGUGUGUCAACGCCACGGAUGAUUCGCUAGUGACCGUGUCGGAGAACUGUCGACAGAUCAAACGCUUGAAAUUGAACGGCCUGACGCAAGUAACGAACCGGGCGAUCAUGUCCUUCGCGCAACAUUGUCCGGCCAUCCUCGAGAUCGAUCUCCACGACUGUAAACUAGUCAAAAACCCGUCGGUCACGGCGCUCAUGGCGACGCUGCAGAAUCUCCGCGAGCUGCGGCUGGCCCACUGCACUGAGAUCGACGACACGGCCUUCCUCGAUCUCCCCAAGCACCUCUCGAUGGACAGCCUUCGGAUACUCGAUCUGACGGCGUGUGAGAACAUCCGCGAUGACGCCGUUGAGCGGAUUGUCCAGGCGGCACCCCGCUUACGGAACCUGGUGCUGGCCAAGUGUCGCCUCAUCACCGACCGGGCGGUCUGGGCGAUCUGCAAGCUGGGCAAGAACCUACACUACGUUCAUCUGGGGCACUGCUCCAACAUCACCGACACGGCGGUCAUGCAGCUCGUCAAGUCGUGUAAUCGGAUCCGGUACAUCGAUCUGGCCUGCUGCAACAGUCUGACGGACCGGAGUGUCCAGCAGCUGGCGACGCUACCCAAGUUACGGCGGAUCGGGCUGGUCAAAUGCCAGCUCAUCACCGAUCAGAGUAUAUUGGCGUUGGCGCAGCCCAAGGUCUCCCAUCCGACGGGUGUCAGCAGUCUGGAACGGGUGCAUCUCAGUUAUUGUGUGCAUCUGACGAUGCCGGGCAUCCAUGCCUUGCUCAACCAUUGUCCCCGUUUGACCCAUCUGAGUCUCACGGGCGUGGGGGCCUUCCUUCGGCCCGAGCUCACGGUCUUCUGCCGCGAGGCACCCCCCGAGUUUACGCACCAGCAGCGGGAGGUAUUCUGCGUCUUCAGCGGCGACGGGGUCAAUCGACUGCGCGAUUUCCUCAACGGGGUGAUGGAGCCGCCCCGCGACCUGACCGAAGCGACUAUGUACGACGACGACGAAGAGUUGGAUGAGGAGGAGGGCCAGGUGACGGGCCUGAUGCAUGCGACGGCGAUUAACGAUGAUGACUAUAUUGACGUCGGACAUACCCAUGAGUUAUAUACGCAUGGCGUGUCUUGUCUUUUAUGUUCCGUUCUUAUCCUGUCCUCCCGGGCCAAUCCACUGGCCUUCACCCCAUGGCCGGUCACCUUGAUUACUACCCUCGUCUACCUCGCGCUGGUCAUCCCCGUUCUGGUCAUCCACAACGUCGUUCCAACCCCCCCACGGUCGAACCCGAAAGGCCUAGAUAUCGCCGAAGCAUGGGCCGACCUGCAGUACCUAACCAACGGGUUCCAUCCAUACAAUUCGCACCGCAACGAUGAAGUGCGCGACUACCUCCUCCAACGCAUCCACGAAAUCGUCGACGACGCCCCCUCCCCAGAGUCCUACCAAUCGGCCGGCGACGAAAAGCCCGCCGUCUUCGUCUUUGACGACCUGCGCUCCAACCUAACCUUUGCGGACGGCGCCACCGGCACAGGCGUCUACUUCGAAGGGACCAACAUCAUCGUCUACGUGCGCGGCACCGACGACGACCGCGAACACUGGUGGGAGGAUGGUGACAAGGAGGACGCCCCCAGCCGCGGCGGCGUGCUGGUCAACGCGCACUACGACAGCGUGUCGACCGGGUUCGGCGCCACCGACGACGGCGUCGGCGUCGUGACCUGCCUGCAGCUGCUGCGGUACUUCACGACGCCGGGCCACGCGCCGCGUCGUGGUCUCGUCGUGCUGCUCAAUAACGGCGAGGAGGACUAUCUGAACGGCGCGCGCGUAUUCAGCCAGCAUCCGAUCUCGCGCCUCCCGCGCACCUUUCUCAACCUUGAGGGUGCCGGCGCGGGAACCCGCGCCAUGCUGUUCCGCACGACGGAUGAGGAGGUCACGCGCCACUAUCGGAGGGCGCCCCAUCCGUUUGGGUCGGUGUUGAGCGCUAAUGGGUUUGAUAUGCGGUUGAUUCGCAGCCAGACGGAUUACGUCGUGUUCAAUGGGGAUAUGGGCAUGCGCGGACUCGACGUCGCGUUCCUUGAGCCGCGCUCGCGGUAUCAUACGGAUCAGGACGACGCGCGACAUACUAGCAAGGGCUCGCUGUGGCAUAUGCUGUCGGCGGCGGUGGGGACCACGCAGGGCCUGGUGUCCGAUCCGAGCGAGCAGUUUGAUCGGCCGGUGCAGGGCGGGGAUGGCGCGGGCGCGUCCGGUUCCAAGGGGGUGUGGUUCGAUCUGUUUGGGAGCGCGUUUGUUGUCUUCCGCCUGCAUACGCUGUUUGCGAUCUCGGUGACGCUGCUCGUCGUGGCGCCGCUGGUGCUGCUCGCGACCGGCGUCGCGCUGACCAGGGCUGACAAGAUGUAUCUGUUUCGGUCGGAGGCGCGGUCGCCGGACCGCCUCGAGGGCGUCCCGCUGCAGGGCCUGCGGGGGUUCUUCCGGUUCCCGUUCCUGCUGGCCAUCCCGACGGUCGUCACGGUCGGCCUGGCGUACCUGGUGACCAAGAUCAACCCGUACGUCAUCAACAGCAGUGAGUAUGCGGUCUGGAGCAUGAUGGUGGCGGCAUGGGUUUUCCUGGCGUGGUUUGUCUCCCGCGUGGCGGACUUUGCGCGGCCGUCGGCCUUCCACCGCGUCUACACUCUGACCUGGAUGUUUGCGGUGUACUGGGUGCUGCUGGUCGUGAUGACAGUCUACGCGAACCGCGACGGGCUCGCCGGGGGGUACUUUAUCUUCUUCUCGUUUGCGGGGGUGUUCGUCGCGACGUGGAUCGGGUACCUGGAGAUGUUCGCGCUCCCCCGACGGUCCGAAUACGCCAGCCUCAUGCACCCGCCGUCGCGACACACCAGUACCUACGGCAGCCGGCUCGGCACAGCCGCCUCAGGCGACGACCCGGAGACCGAGCACGACGAUAGCGACGAGGAGCACGUCGUCGAAGAGGAACCGACGGAGUCGACGUCCCUGCUAGGCAGCGGCCCACGGACAACAUUCGCCAACUACGUUCGGGUAGGCCACACAGACAGCCACGGCGACGAGGCAGAGACAGGCGACCCGCACGUCUACGGGCACGAGCAGCCCUGGAGCGCAAACCUCCUCCAAUGGAGCUGGGCAGUACAAUUCCUGCUCGUCGCGCCGAUAACACUCAUAAUGGUCGGCCCGCUCUCACUCCUACUCACCAGCGCGCUGCACCAGACGGGCCCCGACGGCAGCUCCUCGCUGUUCAUCUACAUCGCACUCGCCAGUCUGACGACGUUCCUCCUGACCCCGCUCCUCCCCUUCAUCCACCGCUUCACCCACCACAUCCCCGUCUUCCUCCUCGCCGUCUUCACCGGCACACUGAUCUACAACCUCGUGGCAUUCCCCUUCUCCGACUCCAGCCGCCUCAAGCUCUUCUUCAUCCAGGAACUCGACCUCGACACGGGCUCUACCCGCGCUUCCCUAACAGGCGUGGCCCCAUUCGUCCAGAUCGCUGCGAAGGGGCUCCCUAGCGUGCACAGCACGCAAAACCUCACCUGCGACCCCGUCGCCAACCGCCUCCAGUGCAGCUGGCCCGGUCCAGCCCCUAACGUGGUCGACACCACCACCCCAAUGCAAAACUGGCUCCACCUCAACAUUACAAAAGAUGAUGCAUCAUCGAAAUCGAAGUCAGCGCACAUCACCCUCUCGGGUCAAAACACCCGCUCCUGCCGCCUUCUCUUCACCCGCCCAAUCGGCUCAUUUAGUGUGCACGACUCAGCUACCGACCCAGCGCGCUUCCCGGACGGGAGCAGCAACAGUAGCAGUGAGAGCGGCACGAAAGAAAUCCGCCUGUGGAGCCGCACGUGGAAUGCGACGUGGGAAGUGGACGUCUCUUGGGAAAAGAAUGACAAUGGUGAUGACGAUGAGGGGCAGCUUGAAGGCCGCGCGGUGUGUAUCUGGAGUGAUGGGAACAAGGAGGGUGUUAUACCUGCGCUGGAUGAGGUGAGACGGUUCGUGCCGAGUUGGGUGGCGGUUAGUAAGUUGAGGGAUGGGUUGGUUGAGGGAGGGAGGGGGUUUACUUUAUCUUGACUUGGCUGGGAUUGAUAUGAGCGGUUUUCUGAUUGAGUUUGUUGCGGUUGUUAUACUAUCAUUUAUAUUGUUGUUGAUUGAUUUAUUGAUAUGGUAUGGUAUGGUAUGGUUGAUGUAGUCGAUAUGAUGGUAUGAUGGUGGAUACUGUGUGUAUGGACCAUGCUUUAUUUAAUCCAUGGAUAGGGUAGCGUUAUUCAUAUCUAUUAUCAACAUUUAUUUUUAUUA
Molecule: messenger RNA, 4941 nt
Organism: Aspergillus candidus
Lineage: Eukaryota; Fungi; Ascomycota; Eurotiomycetes; Eurotiales; Aspergillaceae
Exons: 6
Coding region: 1-4716 (1571 amino acids)
Biological process (GO): proteolysis
Molecular function (GO): protein binding; metalloexopeptidase activity
Source: RefSeq, a predicted model, not a curated record